Ixodes scapularis (black-legged tick) is the source of this 621-nucleotide messenger RNA. RefSeq lists its product as uncharacterized. The record is from RefSeq and is a predicted model, not a curated record. Lineage: Eukaryota; Metazoa; Arthropoda; Arachnida; Ixodida; Ixodidae. Bases 1 to 621 code for a protein of 206 amino acids. The transcript is spliced from 2 exons.
AUGGAUCAAGUGCCCAAGGGUGCCAAGCCGGGCGAAAAACAAGAACCCUCAACAGAGCCAAAAGCGACAGGAACAAGGCGGUGUUUCCGCUGCAACGGCGACCACGACGCUACAAGCUGUGGAUUCCGCAACGCAGAGUGUCAUUUCUGCAAGCGGAAGGGGCACAUCGUUCGAGCCUGCCGUCAAAAGGAACAGGCAAGGAGCAGGGCCAAGAGCGACAAUAAACGCCCAGGCAAGCUGGGACGCUCAGGAGUGUACGGACUUUACCACAUCGCCAGUGGACUGUCGGCUUUCAUAGCAACGGUCACCGUGAACGGACAGGAGGUAUUGAUAGGAGUGCGGACCUACACACAGCAGCCUGUCCAGAUCGUGGGUAAAGUGGAAGUUCUUGUCAAGUACAACGGUAGAGUGUGCAAGUUACCUCUACUCGUCAAAAAAGGGUCUGGAAUCAGCAUCCUGGGGAGAGACUGGUUUCAACCGUUAUGCAUAUCCCUGGAAGGACUGCUCCAGCUCAACGGAGCUCCAGUUUCCAAGAGUUCCAGCGGAGAAGGCCAGCCAGCUGUACGCAAGGUGGUUACGAGUGUCAAAACUCUGCUGGAGGACCACCCAAAUGUGUUCUAG